AUGUCUGAAGAGGAGAAGACCUCCACUCCCAGCAAACCUGCAGCUGUGCCCGCGCUCAACAGCCCUCGUGCUGAGUCGCCUACCACUGCGCGACCACUCGACUUUGAUGACGAGCCUCAGGAGUCUGGUGUGACCACGGUCAACAACCCCCCUUCCGAACAGACCGCCACUGAAACUCCCCCCGCUGCCCCGCCGAAGCCGCCCCGGCCUCUGAGCCCGAAACAGCAUGCAGAAAAUACGCUCAAAGAAGCUUUUCCGACUAUCGACGCUGGGGUAGUCAAGGCGGUCUUGACCGCCAGCAAUUGGAAUGUCGAACGAGCAUUCAAUGCGCUCCUCGGCAUGACGGACCCGACUGCCCAGGAGGAUAUGACCCCUCCUCCAAAGCCCCCUCGCCCUACUCAAACAGCCACCUCUACUGCUCGGAGCCAAUUAGAAUCCGACGAACAAUAUGCGCGCCAACUGGCUGAACAUUACAACUCGUCCGGACGUCGUGAACAAGCCCCAGGAUGGCGGAACGACCCUCGGUAUCACCAACCACGAGGAAGCGAGGACUCGGAGGAGAAGGAAUACAGCUUUUUCGAUGAUGACUUGCCGGUGAUUCGUGACAACCUGCGCAAGGGCUUCUUGGAAACGCAGUCUAAGGUCAAUUCAUGGGUUACAAACUUCAAAAAGAGACUUGACGGAGAUGAUUUGGAUGAAGAGCCUAGCGAGCGCCAGGAGCAGCCUGCGCCGUAUGGGCGUCCGCGACGAAGUGGUGACAUGGCCCGUCGCAGUGGAGAUCGCGAGCGCUAUGAUGCAGACCCUCAGGUGCUAGGUGAUGACUUCUCGGCACUUGAGCUAAGGGAUGGUGAAGCUCCCCCGCCCCGUCCACCCCGCCCUCUGGCCAACACGAACUUCAAGAAAACAUCGUCGCCGUCCCCUGACAGGCGGAAGGUGUCUUUCCAGGAUGGGCCACCUACCGAGAUUGAUACUGGGCGCAACGUAUCAAGUGGUGGCAAGUCCAGCAAGUGGCAGCCUUUGGCGACCGUCGAGCCUUCCCCCGUGGCUGAGAAUGAUCCAUUCAGCCUUGGAGAUAGCGAUGAUGAGAAGGAGACCAAGACCAAGGAGCAGGCCACUGUGCCGGAGAGUGAGCAGCUCAAGCAGGCUACAGCCGAAGCUAUGUCCGGUGACAUGGCUUCCAAGGAGAAGGAUACCAAGACUGAGGAUCCUUCGAAGUAA
This is a messenger RNA of Penicillium pulvis, 1218 nucleotides long. RefSeq names its product CUE domain-containing protein. Lineage: Eukaryota; Fungi; Ascomycota; Eurotiomycetes; Eurotiales; Aspergillaceae. The transcript has 5 exons. Gene Ontology annotation, biological process: ubiquitin-dependent protein catabolic process. Gene Ontology annotation, cellular component: cytoplasm. The record is from RefSeq and is a predicted model, not a curated record. Bases 1 to 1218 code for a protein of 405 amino acids. Gene Ontology annotation, molecular function: ubiquitin binding; ubiquitin conjugating enzyme binding.